AUGGCGACGCCCACGCCUGGAACCGGCACCUCGACGCCGAUGCAGCUAGACCCCGAGGAGGCGGCCAAGAGUCUUAGAGUAUCGCUCGCCGACCUCUCCGCAAAGGCCGCCGCGCUAUAUUCGCAAAAACAGUAUGAGGACGCUUCCGAGGUGUACGCCCAGGCCGCCGAGAUGCAGGCCGAGAUGAACGGCGAGAUGAACCCUGAAAACGCCGAGAUCCUGUUCCUCUAUGGUCGCGCACUGUUCAAGGUCGGCCAGAGCAACAGCGAUGUUCUAGGCGGGAAGGCCCCCGAGACGAAGAAACAGCCGAAGCCGGCAAAGGCGGCUACCUCUAAGAACGGAAGCGCGGCUGCUACAGCUAGCAAAACGAGUGGAGCUGUCGAGGCCGUUGACGACGCUGCUGCUCAGGGAGCGGCAAAUCAGGAAAAUGAGGAGCCAAAGCCUGAGCAAAAGAAGGCUCUCUUUCAGUUUCAAGGCGAUGAGAACUUUACCGAUUCUGAAGAAGAGGAAGCCGAGGAAGGUGAGGGCGAAGAGGAGGAGGAGGAGGAGGAUGACCUGGCCGUGGCGUUUGAGAUCCUCGACCUCGCCCGAUUGCUCUUCAACAAACGCCUUGAGGACUUACAGGCAGAGGACGAGGCUCACCAAGGCAAAGGCAAGGAAGUCGCUGAACCCGGCAACGAUUCCGCCGCUGUCAAGCACAUCAAGGAGCGCCUCGGCGAUACGCACGAUCUCCUCGCGGAAAUCUCGCUCGAGAACGAGAGAUACCCCAACGCCAUCACCGACUCACGCGCCUCCCUCAAGUACAAAGAGGAACUCUACCCCUUUGAGUCGGAGAUCAUUGCCGAAGCCCAUUUCAAGCUCUCCCUGGCUCUCGAGUUUGCCUCAGCCACCAAAGCCUCCGAUGACACUACCGGCGGCGGCGAGGGCGAACACAUAGACCAGGGCCUCCGCGACGAAGCUGCCUCGGCCCUCGAAGCCGCCAUCAACAGCACCAAGCUUAAGCUCCAAAACAAGGAAGUCGAGCUCACCACCCUGCACAACCCAGAUGACAAUGAAGCCACCCGCCGCCAGAUCGCCGACGUCAAGGAGAUAUUAGCCGACAUGGAGCAGCGCUUGGUAGAUCUUCGCAAGCCGCCUGUGGACAUCAACGCCGCGCUGGGGAUCCCGGCCGCACCAACGCCCGAGGUGUCGGAGGAGGUUAAGCAGAAGGCGAAGGAUCUGAGUGGGUUGGUGAGGAAGAAGCGGAAGGCCGAGGAACCUGAGGAGGGAGGGGCAAAGAAGGUGCGGGAGGGUGAUGCGGGGCAGAAUUAA
Messenger RNA from Chaetomium globosum CBS 148.51, 1311 nucleotides. RefSeq lists its product as uncharacterized. Gene Ontology annotation, cellular component: nucleoplasm. The coding region runs from base 1 to 1311 and encodes 436 amino acids. The record is from RefSeq and is a predicted model, not a curated record. Gene Ontology annotation, molecular function: histone binding. Gene Ontology annotation, biological process: CENP-A containing chromatin assembly; DNA replication-dependent chromatin assembly. The transcript has 2 exons. Lineage: Eukaryota; Fungi; Ascomycota; Sordariomycetes; Sordariales; Chaetomiaceae.